Molecule: messenger RNA, 1077 nt
Organism: Lodderomyces parapsilosis
Lineage: Eukaryota; Fungi; Ascomycota; Pichiomycetes; Serinales; Debaryomycetaceae
Gene: HPD1
Product: Hpd1p
Exons: 1
Coding region: 1-1077 (358 amino acids)
Biological process (GO): L-valine catabolic process
Cellular component (GO): mitochondrion
Molecular function (GO): 3-hydroxyisobutyrate dehydrogenase activity; NAD binding; NADP binding
Source: RefSeq, a predicted model, not a curated record
AUGUACAAAGUUUCUGCGACAUCAGCCAUUCGUCGGUUCUCCACUAAUUCCCGUGUUCUUGUCAAUUAUGGAUUUGUUGGUUUGGGACAAAUGGGUCAACAUAUGGCAAGACACAUUUACAAUCAAUUGGAAGUUGACGAUAAAUUGUAUGUGUACGACACUGUCCCCACUGCUGUUGAUCAAUUUGUAUCAAAUGUAACUCAACAAAAUGCCACCAAUAAGGAAAAAUUGGUGACUUUACCUGAUUUGAAAAGUUUUGUCACCGGUGUUGAUGGACAAUUGGAUUUCAUUGUUACUAUGGUCCCUGAAGGUAAACACGUCAAGGGAGUAGUUGAAGAUAUCGUUACUAGUUUUGAACAAAAUGGUUACAGCCCCGAUUACAACACCACCAUUAUUGAUUCAUCAACAAUUGAUAUCCCCACAAGUAGACAAGUGCACAAGUACGUUAAGGAAACAUUGCCACAAUUUGAUUUUAUUGAUGCUCCAGUAAGUGGAGGUGUUGCUGGUGCCAGAAAGGGUACGUUAUCAUUCAUGUUGAGUAGAGAAACCCAUCAAGAUGUAUCUCCAGCAUUGACCACCUUGUUGAACAAGAUGGGUAAAAACAUUUUCCCAUGUGGUGCCACCCACGGUACCGGAUUAGCAGCAAAAUUAUCCAACAAUUAUUUACUCGCAGUGACAAAUAUCGCCGUUGCUGAUUCAUUUCAAUUGGCUAAAGCUUUUGGACUCAAUUUACAAAAUUACGCCAAAUUGGUUGCUGUGUCAACGGGUAAAUCAUGGGCUUCAGUUGACAAUUGCCCCAUUCCAGGUGUGUAUCCGGAAAACAAUUUGCCUGCUGAUGUAGGUUACCAAGGUGGGUUUAUUACUAAAUUGACGAGAAAGGAUGUGGUGUUGGCCACUGAUUGUGCCAAGGACCAAGGUAGGUUUUUGUUUUUGGGUGAUGCCGGAAGAUAUUGGUAUGAUAAGGCUUGUGAACGUGAAGAUAUUGCUAAUCGUGAUUUGGCUGUCUUGUAUGAAUGGUUGGGAGAUUUGAAACAAGAGGCUGAUGGAACCGUUGUUGAUACUAAAGUGUCUAAAUAG